AAUCCCUUGCGAUUCGGCGCAGGACCUCAUAGUAACAUCCAGACUCAAUGGCAUGCAUGCAACGAUAAUGAGAUGAUGCACCGCAAUAUUCAUAUUAUUUGCAUCCAGAUGCCUUGAACAACUGCUGGUCCGAAAUGCACCCUUGAAUGAGGGGUCUCGCCCACGUCCGGAAGUCCAGAAGUGGACUGGGCAAUUGAGGGGGCGCAAUUUGGAAAUGCAAAAAUCCAAUAAGGACCCGGAAUUCAACAACCCUCAACAUGCACAGUUGUGGACCGCCACAACGGAACCUCACCGAACUCAUAGACAUCCCCAACUUGCCGUCAUAACCUUUCCUUGCUACCGCACGAUCAAUCCCGGCUUACUUUGUUGCCCGCUGGAUGUGCUCGUAGUGUUAGCCCCUAAACGCUUUCGGAUCCUGCCACAACGUUGCCUAUGCAGCUUCGCUUUAGUCAUAACACAAACCUGGAACUGCCUAUGGCGGCGCCCCCUCUUACUUUGCACAUUGAGCUUUGUUUCACAAGCGCCCGCCAAUAGGAGCAGCACAGGACUAUCAACAUUUUUUUUAUCGGCGAUACGAUAUUAUCACGCUCGAUUUGAAGCUGAUGACUCCAAUCUCCAGAUGUGUCCAUGCCUCCCUUUGCUCUCCAACCGCAAAGCACAUGCAAUGCUGCGGUCAGGUCGAGACUCCACCUAAGCACCAAGCUCAACCAAAGUAUUCCCAUAUAUAAUACUGCCAGUUUCUCCUCCCCCAUAUGCCAAAUAUCAUCCUAUCAAUAUAGCCUCCGGUUAUUCCCAGUUCCCAUUCUCUGGGUGUAGAGGCGAGAGAAGGAAGGAAGCCAAACUGGAGCCAAAACGCCACUGGUACUAUCGACACAAAUUGUUGGACACAGCUCUUUCCUAACGUAGUGAUGUGUCCCCUACUGCCUGCAUCAUAGCGAGU
This is a messenger RNA of Cantharellus anzutake, 940 nucleotides long. RefSeq lists its product as uncharacterized. The coding region runs from base 215 to 694 and encodes 159 amino acids. The transcript has 2 exons. The record is from RefSeq and is a predicted model, not a curated record. NCBI's taxonomy places the organism in Eukaryota, Fungi, Basidiomycota, Agaricomycetes, Cantharellales, Hydnaceae.